UCUUUUUUUGCAACCAUUACCCAUGUAUACAACAUAAUAUGUUGAGCUCAUCUGUUAGAAUAUAGAUGUACUGGAUCGAUGGACUUCUUCCUUUAUUUGAUCUCUUUUAUUCUGUGGGGUUGUUAUUACACAGGAUCGUUUUAUGCUAUUUUUAUCGAAUGAUUUGAAUUCAUCGUGCAAUCCAUGCUUGCGUUUAUUAUCCACAGUUCCAAGUGAGGGUGUUUGUUGAAUCUCUUCCUCUUUUAGAGGGAAACAAAGAUGGAACUCUCGAUCCCAUCCAGCUCGGUCAAAGAGUUCACAGCCAUCCUCAAGACCUUCAAGUCCUUCUCCGACUUCAUCCACAUCCAUCCACUCCCCGCUCGACUCAAGUUCUCGGCUGUCUCUCCCACCAGGUCGACCUAUGCCGUCGCCAUCUUCGAACGGACCUUCUUCGAGUCAUAUGUGCUCUCGAACCCUACCCUGGGCUUGAUCGAAGUGGCUCUCAAGCCAUUGCACAAGAUCUUUGCCCAAUCGAACCUGAUGUCCGCGCUCGAAUCGUGCAAGAUUUCGAUCGAUUCGGAUCAAGCGAACGAAUCGUUAUCGAUUUCUAGACGACCAUCAGGCGUCAACGGAGGUGGUGGCGGAGGACAGACAGGGGGACAGCGAUUGAACCAUCGACUGACGAUCAAACUCAAGUCGACCGUCGGCAUCAUCCGCUCCUUCUCGCUGCCCUACUCCAACUCACGCACCCUCAAUCCGACCGACCUUCGUGCCAAUAAUAGUCCCAACCGUUGGGUCUGUCUGUCCAGUCAUCUCAAACAAUGGCUCGACCAUUUCGUCUCCAAUCCUAAUAUCACUCAGAACCUCGUCGGCGCGCUCGAUGGAAUCGAGGAUAUCUGCUUCUGUUAUCUCCCCGAUCGCCAGAUCCUCAUCAAAACCGUUAAUCUCGCAGACGAAUACACUUCUAAUAUAAUCGUCCCCAAGAAGCAAGAUAUCUUUACGAAAGGAGUGAGACAACUAGCCACAUCAUUGACAGUGAAUUCGAGCGAGUUUGAGAAGUACGAAGUGGAAGGAAGAGGGGGCCCGAUAAUGACGACGAUGGCGAUCAAGGAGGUGCGAUCGAUCAUUGAGCUUGGGAGUGUGUUAGGCAGUGCGGUGGAUGCGGGCUUCUCUGUUGGCGGUCGGCCGGUCUAUUUCUCGGUGCUCAACGAGGAGGGAUGUGUUGGGCUGGAGUUUGUGCUUGCCAGCACGGAUGGGGAGGAGUCUGGGCCGCUCGAGCCGGCCAAAGAGGCCGCUCGAAGGUCGACAGACCGCGCCCCUGGCCGCCGCCCGAUCCCGAUCAAGGGCAAGCAACCGGCCGCUUCGACUAGUAGUAGUAGUCGUGUCGACUCCUCCGCCAGAUCUUCCAUCCAUCUGAAUAGUCCUCGUCCACCAACCAAGAAUCCUCCCGCUGGAAUCCAUCCCAAGCCUCAGAAAUUGUUCAAACCGGCCGAAGAGGUCGAGGAGGAGGAGGACGAGGAGGACGAGCUGGAUAGGAUGCCCGCUGAUGCUUGGGCUCAGGUCGAACAGGAUGCUAUCGCCCUCAGCCAGAAUCGCAAACGUCAACGUCUCUCCCUCUCUCAUUCCGCUAUCGUCGACGACGACGAUGACGACGAACAAUUGUUGCCCUCUCAGGCUCCUCAAAAUCCUAAUGAACAGCCUCAUUGGAAAUUAUUCUUCGAUUGAUUUGUUUCCUCCUCCUCCUUCUUCUUCUUCUGUAAAUAAAAAAAAGGGCAAUGGUUAUUUUUGGUCCUUGGGAUUGUAAAAGAAGGCUUACUGUUACAACAAAUGUAUGCAUGCUCUUCAAAAAAAUUGUAAAGUUGAUAUCAU
This is a messenger RNA of Puccinia graminis f. sp. tritici CRL 75-36-700-3, 1848 nucleotides long. RefSeq lists its product as uncharacterized. The transcript is spliced from 5 exons. Lineage: Eukaryota; Fungi; Basidiomycota; Pucciniomycetes; Pucciniales; Pucciniaceae. Gene Ontology annotation, biological process: DNA repair; DNA replication checkpoint signaling; mitotic intra-S DNA damage checkpoint signaling. Gene Ontology annotation, cellular component: checkpoint clamp complex. The record is from RefSeq and is a predicted model, not a curated record. The coding region runs from base 259 to 1704 and encodes 481 amino acids.